Molecule: messenger RNA, 2118 nt
Organism: Dipodomys ordii (Ord's kangaroo rat)
Lineage: Eukaryota; Metazoa; Chordata; Mammalia; Rodentia; Heteromyidae
Product: ran-binding protein 17-like
Exons: 17
Coding region: 1-2118 (705 amino acids)
Biological process (GO): protein export from nucleus
Cellular component (GO): nuclear pore; cytoplasm
Molecular function (GO): nuclear export signal receptor activity; small GTPase binding
Source: RefSeq, a predicted model, not a curated record
AUGGGAGGGGUGAAUAUCUGUUUGUUGCCCGAGUACGGGAAUGCCACCACUACCGCCCUUGUACAUAUGCUGGCAAAGGCAGCUUCUCAGAGCGAGAGGGGCUCCCUGCAAUGUCCCCACUGUGAGAUGCCCACCAUGCCAAACACAGCUCGUACUAGCACAUGCAGCCCAGGAGGCUCACACGGCCGCCGCUCUGGGGCCAACAUUCUUGGCCGGUACAGACUUUGGCAAGAAGGAUACUUUGCGGAUACACAUGUGGGAGCUGGUAUACGAUACACAGUUAUGUCAAAUACAGAGGCAAGAAUCAAGUUAUUAGAUGCAGCAGCAAAUUCCCAAGGCUACAACGUAGUUAAUGAAGUGCAAAAUGCUGUGAGUUUGGCUGAAUUGGAAGCAUUGUGUACUCAUCUCUACAUAGGGUCUGAUCUUACGCAAAGGAUAGAAGCUGAGAAAGCACUCUUGGAGCUCAUUGACAGCCCAGAAUGUCUCAGCAAGUGCCAGCUGUUACUAGAACAAGGAACAACAUCCUAUGCUCAGCUCCUUGCAGCAACAUGUCUUUCAAAACUUGUUAGUCGAAUCAGCCCUUUGCCUGUUGAACAGAGGAUAGAUAUCAGAAACUAUAUUUUGAAUUAUGUGGCAUCACAACCUAAGUUGGCUCCCUUUGUCAUUCAAGCUCUUAUUCAAGUUAUUGCUAAAAUUACUAAGUUGGGGUGGUUUGAGGUUCAGAAAGACCAGUUUGUCUUCAGAGAAAUUAUUGCUGAUGUGAAGAAAUUUCUCCAGGGAACUGUGGAGCACUGCGUAAUAGGGGUGAUGAUCCUUUCUGAGCUGACUCAGGAAAUGAACUUGGUUGAUUAUUCUAGACCUUCAGCAAAACACAGGAAAAUAGCUACCUCAUUUCGUGACACUUCUCUCAAAGACAUAUUAGUACUAGCAUGCUCUCUUCUAAAAGAAGUGUUGGCCAAACCUUUAAAUCUUCAGGAUCAAAGUCAACAAAGUCUGGUGAUGCAGGUCUUGAAACUGGUCCUCAAUUGCCUCAACUUCGACUUCAUUGGCAGUUCAGCAGAUGAGUCUGCUGAUGAUCUUUGCACAGUACAGAUCCCAACAUCAUGGAGAACAAUUUUCCUGGAACCAGAAACAUUGAAUCUUUUUUUCAAUUUGUAUCAUUCCCUUCCACCACUACUCUCUCAGUUAGCUCUUUCAUGCUUAGUUCAGUUUGCCUCUACAAGAAGGUCUUUAUUUAGCAGUCCUGAACGGGCCAAGUACCUUGGUAAUUUAAUUAGUGGAGUAAAAAGGAUACUUGAAAACCCUCAGGGUUUGUCUGAUCCAGGAAAUUAUCAUGAAUUUUGUCGAUUUUUGGCUCGUUUGAAAACAAACUAUCAGCUGGGAGAAUUGGUUACAGUGAAGGAGUAUCCUGAAGUUAUCAGAUUAAUUGCUAAUUUUACUGUUACUAGCCUACAGCAUUGGGAGUUUGCUCCCAACAGUGUUCAUUAUUUAUUAACUCUGUGGCAAAGGAUGGUAGCAUCAGUUCCUUUUGUAAAAUCAACUGAACCCCACCUACUAGAUACUUACGCACCUGAAAUCACCAAGGCCUUUAUUACUUCCCGGUUGGAAUCUGUUGCCAUAGUUGUAAGAGAUGGCUUAGAUGACCCUCUGGACGACACUGCUACUGUGUUCCAGCAGCUGGAACAGCUGUGCACCGUCAGCAGGUGUGAAUACGAGCAAACCUGCACUCUUCUUGUCCAGUUAUUUGACCAAAAUGCACAGAACUACCAAAAACUUCUUCAUUCAGCGUCUGGGACUAAUGUGGACAUGGCCAUCCAAGAAGGACGUCUUGCAUGGCUGGUGUACUUGGUUGGUACAGUCGUAGGAGGAAGACUAACAUACACUAGUACAGAUGAACAUGAUGCUAUGGAUGGAGAAUUGUCCUGUCGAGUUUUUCAGCUUAUAUCUUUAAUGGACACCAGAUUGCCUCAGUCUUCUAAUGAGAAAAUAGAACUUGCAAUUCUGUGGUUCUUGGAUCAGUUUCGUAAAACAUAUGUUGGUGAUCAACUUCAAAGAACCUCAAAGAUGUGCUUCUCAAAGAUUAAAUAUAAGUCAAAUUAUGAUAAUUGUCUUAUUUAA